Sorex araneus (European shrew) is the source of this 1559-nucleotide messenger RNA. RefSeq names its product proteasome 26S subunit, non-ATPase 7 (gene PSMD7). The record is from RefSeq and is a predicted model, not a curated record. Gene Ontology annotation, molecular function: metallopeptidase activity; protein binding. The transcript has 7 exons. Gene Ontology annotation, cellular component: proteasome regulatory particle; proteasome complex. NCBI's taxonomy places the organism in Eukaryota, Metazoa, Chordata, Mammalia, Eulipotyphla, Soricidae. Gene Ontology annotation, biological process: proteasome-mediated ubiquitin-dependent protein catabolic process. Bases 113 to 1081 code for a protein of 322 amino acids.
CGGGCCGGAAGAGGCGGGGCCGGGCCUGGCGGAGCCGCGAGAGUUGCGGGCGCGCCGACUGUCGCUGUUUGCGGGCGCCGAGAGCCGGCCUGGGCGGGCGGGUUGCGUCGCGAUGCCGGAGCUGGCGGUGCAGAAGGUGGUGGUCCACCCGCUGGUGCUGCUCAGUGUGGUGGAUCACUUCAACCGAAUAGGCAAAGUUGGAAACCAGAAACGUGUGGUUGGUGUGCUUUUGGGGUCAUGGCAAAAGAAAGUACUUGAUGUAUCCAACAGUUUUGCAGUUCCUUUUGAUGAAGAUGACAAAGACGAUUCUGUCUGGUUUUUAGACCAUGAUUACUUGGAGAACAUGUAUGGAAUGUUUAAGAAGGUCAAUGCCAGAGAAAGGAUAGUUGGAUGGUACCAUACAGGCCCUAAAUUACACAAGAAUGACAUCGCCAUCAAUGAACUCAUGAAAAGAUAUUGUCCCAACUCAGUAUUGGUCAUUAUUGAUGUGAAGCCAAAGGAUCUGGGGCUGCCCACAGAAGCAUAUAUCUCCGUGGAAGAAGUUCAUGAUGACGGAACCCCCACCUCGAAAACCUUUGAGCAUGUGACCAGUGAGAUUGGAGCCGAGGAAGCAGAAGAAGUGGGAGUGGAGCACUUGUUACGAGACAUCAAGGACACUACAGUGGGCACUCUCUCCCAGCGGAUCACCAACCAGGUCCACGGUUUGAAAGGACUGAACUCCAAGCUUCUGGAUAUCAGGAGCUACCUAGAGAAAGUGGCCACGGGCAAGCUGCCCAUCAACCACCAGAUCAUCUACCAGCUGCAGGAUGUCUUCAACCUGCUGCCGGAUGUCAGCCUGCAGGAGUUCGUCAAGGCCUUUUACCUGAAGACCAACGACCAGAUGGUAGUGGUGUACUUGGCCUCGCUGAUCAGGUCUGUGGUCGCCCUGCACAACCUCAUCAACAACAAGAUCGCCAACCGGGAUGCCGAGAAGAAAGAAGGGCAGGAAAAGGAGGAGAGCAAGAAGGAUAGGAAAGAUGAGAAGGAGAAGGAGAAAGAAAAGAGCGAUGUAAAGAAAGAGGAGAAAAAGGAGAAAAAAUAACCAUGUAGCUUUCCAAUUUGUAAAUUAAAAUCUUACAAAUGAACUUGGUGUGCGGCCGGCGGGUUCUUUUCACUUGAGUGCUUGUCCGAAAGCUGCGGGUCCCGCACGUGGCACUCCAGAGUGGACGGACAGAGGGACGGGUCCUAGACCCAGGGUGCAGCUGUAAGGCGGGUGUGAUAGUUCAGGCUUCAGAUUGUGGGAGAAACACGAAGUCAGUACAAGUCUUGGUACUCUAAACUCUUCUGGCAGUGAGACCAGGAGGCAGUUGACCCAUCUCAAAGACUCUGGGUUUUUGGCCGUUUGUGAAGUUGCCAACCGGAUUGCCUGGAUCCCCCGCGUGCUUUGCCUCAGCUCACCCGAGUCCUGACCCUUCUGAGCUCCGGGUUGGGGACACUUAGGUGUCCUCUGGGCGUGGCUCCAGCCCAGUAUACUGUUUACCUUCAAAGACACGAUUAAAACGGCGUGGUUUGUAAAUCUG